AUGGCAUACGAAAUACAGGAAGUGCAUAUUCGUCAUUGUAUGCUUUUUGAAUUUCGCAAGGGUAAUAACGCUACAGUUGCGACUAAGAACAUUAGUGAUGUUUACCCAGGUUCAUUAGAUGUUCGCAAAUGCCAAAGAUGGUUUUCCAAGUUUAGAUCUGGGAAUUUUGAUCUUUCUGACGCCCAUCGACCAGGAAGACCAAUGUCAUUAGACAACGACGUUCUAAGGGCAGAAGUUGAAGCAAAUCCAUGCCAAACCAUUGAAGAAUUGUUGAACACCCUUAACCAACCUUGGUCGACCAUCCAAGAACAUUUACACCAAAAAUCAAGAAAAAAUCAGCAGAGCAGGUGUUUGGGUCCCCCAUAA
This is a messenger RNA of Hydra vulgaris (swiftwater hydra), 366 nucleotides long. RefSeq names its product histone-lysine N-methyltransferase SETMAR-like. NCBI's taxonomy places the organism in Eukaryota, Metazoa, Cnidaria, Hydrozoa, Anthoathecata, Hydridae. Gene Ontology annotation, biological process: DNA double-strand break processing; mitotic DNA integrity checkpoint signaling; replication fork processing. Gene Ontology annotation, molecular function: histone H3K4 methyltransferase activity; single-stranded DNA binding; double-stranded DNA binding. The record is from RefSeq and is a predicted model, not a curated record. Gene Ontology annotation, cellular component: site of double-strand break; condensed chromosome; nucleus.